Messenger RNA from Metarhizium brunneum ARSEF 3297, 573 nucleotides. RefSeq lists its product as uncharacterized. The record is from RefSeq and is a predicted model, not a curated record. NCBI's taxonomy places the organism in Eukaryota, Fungi, Ascomycota, Sordariomycetes, Hypocreales, Clavicipitaceae.
AUGCACACGCCGCUUACUUUUGCAGCCGACGCCAACACCGACAUCUGGAAGAAGCCUCCCGCGCAUGACGUCUUUACAGCCCCCUAUCGCGUCCAUUCCAAGGGCCCAACCCUCGGCUUCAAAUCCGCAUGCAUCACCUUCCUCGCCACAUACACCCACCAGUUCGACCAGGCCGGCAUCCUCUUCAAGUUCACCAACGGCGCCGACAGGAAAUGGAUCAAGUCGGGCAUCGAGCUCUUCAACGACGCGCCUCGGCUGUCCACCGUCUGCACCGACAACUACUCCGACUGGAGCGUCUCAGACGCCCCCUGCGGCCACGAGGUCCGCAACGCCUCCCGCCCCGUCACCAUCUCCGUCGAGCGCAGCGACGACGGGACCGGCACGACGCUGUGGGUGUACCACCUCGACCGGGACGGCGGCAAGACGCCCCUGAGGGAAAUCACCUGGCCGUUUGGGACGGCCGCCGGCGACGGGUGGGAGGUCGAGGUCGCCGCCGCCAUUGCGAGGCCCUCCAAGGACACGGCGGAUAAGUUGGAGGCCACGUUUACCGAGUUUACCGUCAACUGGAACUGA